AUGGAGUCGACGAGAAGGAUUUCGAGUCAGGUCGAAGGGCAAAGUGGGGAGGGUAGUCGUGGCAAGAUGAGUCGACGCGAGCAGAACGUGGUCAACUGGGACAAAGACUCCCACAGGCCUAUGUUCUACACUUCUACUGUAAUACUGUUCUAUGGUUUUACCGUUCUCUGGCUCUACAGUUCUGCGGUUCCACGGUUUUACAGUUUUAGGUUCCACAGUUCUACAGUUCUACAGUUCUACAGUUCUACAGUUCUACAGUUCUACAGUUCUACAGUUCUACAGUUCUACGGGUCUACGGGUCUACAUGUCUGCAAGUCUCCAGGUCUGGUGAGGCGGGGUGCCAAGGCGGAUCCAAUGAUGCGCCUGGCACGUCUCUACAAAAAUAGACACAAAAUGUGCGUACACCCAACGAAUCUGGUGUUUCUGGCGUCUCCGCGGCUCAGGCGCCGGUCCGAGAAUGCCACUUGGGCCGACAGACGACGGUCACCGACCCGAAAACCGGCCAAUCGAGAGUGCUCUCGCCAGGCCCCCGAGCUCCUGGGCCCCCGAACUGAUGGCCCAGUGGCACGACGGCUAGCUCGGAUCGACGAUCGCGUGUUCGCUCGACUCUGA
This is a messenger RNA of Protopolystoma xenopodis, 612 nucleotides long. The record is from the annotation of a GenBank genome assembly. Lineage: Eukaryota; Metazoa; Platyhelminthes; Monogenea; Polystomatidea; Polystomatidae.